UUAAAUACGGAUAUUAAUGCAUUAUACAUAUUUUAUACAUGUUUAAUACGAGAGUAAUCAAAUGAAGGGAGAAAAUAAUUUUGACAAUAAUAUGAAUACAAAAAUUUUAAACAAAUAAAAUACAUACUAGCAUAUAUAAAUAUAUUAAAUGAAGCAUUUACUAACUAUUUUGCACCGUGUAGAUGAUAAUUUUUCGUAGCUUCAAAUUGAACAAAAGUGCUUAAACUCAUUGAAACAUGUGAAAGAGAAAGUAAUGGGAAAAUAAAGUUAAUUGGAAAGAGAAGUAACGGAAGCUAGGAUCCGCUUCGUUUCCCUGUUGCUUCAUAUUUUAUUUAACAAUUGAAAUGAUUAAACAAUUAAUUUUGAUCCAACAACAAUGUGACCUAUGGGCUGGCAGCAGCCGCUGGCGGCAACCCAGUUUGCUGCUAAGUUUCGCUAAAUCAUAAAUGAGACAGAUGGAGAGAGAAAGAAACAAAAAAAAGUAAAGAGAGAGAGACAGUCUAAAAUACUUUGGUUAUUAGGAGAGAGCGUGCAAAUUUACUUGCUCGAAAACAUCAAAACCGCCGCUACACGCAAACUGUCCCCUUCCGUGAAUAAUGGCGAACUGGGCAGCGGGGAAUCGAUUGCGACUUUGCGAAUCCGUUUACACGAUUCCAAUUUGAAUUGGGAUGAUGGCUAAAGGUAAAAAUAAUAUAGAUGGCAGCCACAACCUUUGUCUCAGACUCUUUUUUUUUUUUUUACAAUACCUUUGUCUCAGUCGACGGCGUGAGAAGGGAGAAAUACAGAGGAGGAGGACUGACUCAUUUCUUCUCAAACAAAUCUUUUUAAUUUUUCCUUAAUAUAAGAAAGCCACAACCCAUUAAUUACUGACAGUAGUCUAGGGACAUACUGAGGGGAGACAGAGUCGUUGACCUGCUCUCAUUAAAAAGUUAAUAAAAUGGGUUAAUUGCAAGCAUUGUUACUGGGUUUACUAAAACCGUUCAUGUUUGGUCACUACAAAUAUUUAAUUUCAUUCAUGGUCACUAAAAUUAGUUCAAUAGUUCAAGUUUGGUCACUCUCCGUUAGUUUUUGCUGAUGUGGCAGUCAACUAUUAUAGUUGACCGUUAAAUGAGUGACGUGGCAAUUAAAAAAAUAAUAAAAAAAUAAAAUCUAAAUAUUUACAAUUUCCACCUCAUUUUACAACUAUUAAAAUUUAAAUAUUUACGAAAAAGAAGGAAAAAGUUUGGUCACUUUCCUUCUAUUUUACUUCUUUCAUCUUAUUCCACUCAUCUCUCUGCUUCUGUCUUUCUUUUCAAGUUCUCGAGAUGAAUCAAAAUACCCAUGGAUGUUGCCCUCUAGUUGUCUAUCUUCUUCCUCACGAUCAGAGGGGUGAGAGGAGCAGCGGUUGGAUUCUCCAUAACAAGAGGGAAAGUAAGAGCAGCAGCAGACGGGUCGGCAGAAGGGGAAUCGGUAGAGGGGAAAGCGGAGCAUCAAUAGUCGGAUUAUUCAUGACCAUUUCCAACAUCCUCCGUCGCAGCGGUAGCCGGAUCCGGGUGGCAAGAACAGAGGUGCCAGCGAAUACCAGCAAGUACUUUUUUCCUUCUUCGUUCGUCGAAUCCUUAACCUCAAAGGUAUCUUUUCCCUACUUGUGGCCACGAUCCAGACCCACCAAGAAGUCUCAAAUCGAACUAGUUGGUCGACUCGGUAAUGAAGGCGACAGUAGGUAGACUUGGCCCCAGACAUCCUUCCUCUUGAAAUGGCAAUGCCCUUAACCUCAAAGGUAUCUUUUCCCUGCUUGUGGCCACGAUCCAGACCCACCAAGAAGUCUCAAAUCGAACUAGUUGGUCGACUCGGUAAUGAAUGCGGCAGUAGGUAGACCUGGCCCCGGACAUCUUUCCUCUUAAAAUGGCAAUGCCCUUCACCACCGCGUUAUAGAUUAAGUUCGAGGAAGACUGGGAAGUGACUUGCUGCGCCUCGAAGGGCGACAAGAGAAGGGCAAGAACAGUUAGGGGGAGAGCUCGGCGGUGAUGAUCCGUUAGAGCUUUUAUUUUAUUUUCUUUUUUAAUAGUUGUAAAAUGAGGUGAAAAUUGUGAAAAUUUAAAUUUCAUUAUUUUUUAAUGGCCACGUCACUCAUUUAACGGUCAACUAUAAUAGUUGACUGCCACAUUAGCAAAAACUAACGGAGACUAACGGAGAGUGACCAAACUUGAACUAUUGAACUAAUCUUAGUGACCAUGAAUGGAAUUAAAAAUUUGCAGUGACCAAACAUGAACGGUUUUAAUAAACCCAGUGACCAUCCUUGUAAUUAACCCUUAAUAAAAUAGUAAAAAAGAGUAAAAAAAAGAAGCUUCUCCUUUAGUAAUUUUUGGGUAAACGACCCGUUAUAAUUCUGAAAUUAAAUAAGAAAAGGUAAAAAAAAGGGCAAAACUUAGCAGCAAACUAGGUUGUCGACUGCUGCCUGUCCAUGUGUCACAUUGGUAUUGGGUCAAAGUUAAUUUUUUAAUGAUUUUAAUAGUUAAUUAAUGUACGAAGCAGCAGGAAAACAGAACGGAGCCUAGCUUCCGUUGUUUCCAUCUUUCUACUCAAUUGGGAGAACUUUUUCAUGGGCAAUUGGGAUUAGCUUUUUCUUUACUAGUAAUUAAUUGGUAUUUUUUUAUAGUACAUCAAUAGUUAUAAAAUAUAAAAAAUAAAUUAAUUUAUAAAUAAUAUUUAAGUUAGCAAUUUAACACAUUAAAUACAGAUAUUAACGCAUUAUACAUAUUUUAUACAUGUUUAAUACGAGAGUAAUCAAAUGAACGAAGAAAAUAAUUUUGACAAUAAUAUGAGUACAAAAAUUUUAAACAAAUAAAAUACAUACUAGCAUAUAUAAGUAUAUUAAAUGAAGCAUUUACUAACUAUUUUUGCACCGUGUAGAUGAUAAUUUUUCGUAGCUUCAAAUUGAACAAAAGUGUUUAAACUCUUUGAAACAUGCUCAAGAGAAAGUAAUGGGAAAAUAAAAGUUAAUUAGAAAGAGAAGUAACGGAAGCUAGGAUCCGCUUCGUUUCCCUGUUGCUUCAUAUUUUAUUUAACAAUUGAAAUGAUUAAACAAUUUAUUUUGAUCCAAUAACAAUGUGACAUAUGGGCUGACAGCAGCCGCUGGCGGCAACCCAGUUUGCUGCUAAGUUUCGCUAAAUCAUAAAUGAGACAAAUGGAGAGAGAAAGAAAUAAAAGAAGUAAAGAGAGAGAGAGACAGUCUAAAAUACUUUGGUUAUUAGGGGAGAGCGUGCAAAUUUACUUGCUCGAAGACAUCAAAACUGCCGCUACACGCAAACUGUCCUCUUCCGUUAAUAAUGGCGAACUGGGCAGCGAGGAAUUGAUUGCGACUUUGCGAAUCUGUUUACACUAUUCCAAUUGGAAUUGGGAUGAGAGCUAAAGUUAAAAAUAAUAUAGCUGGCACCCACAACCUUUGUCUGAGUCUCUUUUUUUUUUUUUUUACAAUGCCUUUGUCUCAGUUGAUGGCGUGCGAAGGGAGAAAUACAGAGGAGGAGGACUGACUCAUUUCUUCUCAAACAAAUCUUUUUAUUUUUUCCUUAAUAUAAGAAAGCCACAACCCAUUAAUUACUGACAGUAGUCUAGGGACAGACUGAGGAGAGACAGAGUCGUCUGACCUGCUAUCAUUAAAAAAUUAAUAAAAUAGUAAAAAAGAG
Linum trigynum is the source of this 3665-nucleotide messenger RNA. The record is from the annotation of a GenBank genome assembly. NCBI's taxonomy places the organism in Eukaryota, Viridiplantae, Streptophyta, Magnoliopsida, Malpighiales, Linaceae.